AUGAGAUCUCACGCGUUGCUCGCAUUGGUCUUGUGCCUCUUUGCAGCAUUCGCAGCUGCCUGGACUAAAGAGGACCACGAAAUCUUCCGCAUCCGUGACGAAGUUGCUAAAGCAGACGGCGCCAAUGUCACCUUCUACGAUCUCCUCGGUGUCAAGCCCAGCGCGUCUCAAGACCAAUUGACUCAAGCCCUCCGCAAGAAGUCGCGCGAACUUCACCCUGACAAGGCCCGCAAGGUCUUUGUUGCCAACUAUGCCAAGAACAACAACAAGAAGGGAAAGCCAUCCAACAAGGAGAUUGAGGCACACUUGAAGAAGGUCACCGCCUCCUACCAGCGUCUCUCGGUUGUUGGAAAGAUGCUCAAGGGCCCCGAGCGCGAGCGUUAUGACCAUUUCUUAAGGAACGGAUUCCCAGCAUGGAGGGGCUCUGGCUACUACUACGAGCGCUUCCGUCCUGGCCUCGGCUCAGUUAUCGUCGGUCUACUCGCUGUUUUCGGUGGAGGCUUCCACUACUUUGCUCUAUUGAUGUCAUGGAAGCGCCGCAGGGAGUUUGCGGAGAGAUACAUUCGCCAGGCACGCAAGACUGCUUGGGGUGAUGAGAGUGGUCUUCAGGGCAUCCCUAGAGUCGAUGACACCGCCGCACCUGUAAACGCCGAACAGUUCGAGAAGGAUUCGCCCGAGGAUACACCAGAGGAGCUAGGCCCACGCAACCGUAGGGAGAGGCGCGCUAUGGAGAAGGAUGCUCGCAAGCCCAAGAAGGCGCAAGCUGUCAAGAAGGCGCGUGCCGAUGGUAUCAGCACCCCGGUUGAGGCAGAGGUAAUCUCUGGUCCUCAGGGAGCCAAGAAGCGCAUCGUCGCCGAGAAUGGCAAGGUCUUGGUCGUCGACUCCGUUGGCAAUGUCUUCUUGGAGAUUGAGAACGAGGAUGGAAUGAAGGGCGAAUAUCUGGUCGACCCCGAUGAGGAGCCCAAGCCUACUAUCUACGACACCCUCCUGUUUAAGCUACCCAAAUUUGCCUACAACCAAUCAGUUGGGCGCGUCCUCGGAAAGAAAGAGAUGAUCGACGAGCCAUUGCUCGAGACCUCCAACCUCACCGAAGAGGAGGCCGCCAUCCAGAACGCUACCGCAUCCAACCUCAACGGCGAGGCGAGAAAACGCAAGGCCAUGGCCAAGAAGGCAAGGUAG
Alternaria atra is the source of this 1179-nucleotide messenger RNA. RefSeq lists its product as uncharacterized. The transcript has 3 exons. NCBI's taxonomy places the organism in Eukaryota, Fungi, Ascomycota, Dothideomycetes, Pleosporales, Pleosporaceae. Bases 1 to 1179 code for a protein of 392 amino acids. The record is from RefSeq and is a predicted model, not a curated record. Gene Ontology annotation, cellular component: endomembrane system.